CAGGGUUUCUCCAGCAGGAUCCUCGCUCCCUCUCCCCUCUGCUUCGGUAAAUGUCCCAAAGAUGUUAAAGACACUGCAGCAGCACACCGAGGAGCCGUCACAGUGAGAAGAAAUGUCUCCCAAAGUGCCCGGCGGCCAAGGCAAAGGGGACGAUUCAGCCGUGCAGGUGGCUGUUCGAGUGCGCCCCCUGCUGCCCAAAGAGCUGCUGCACUGCCACGAGAGCUGCAUCACUGUGGACCCGGAGCUGCACAGGGUCACCCUGGGCCACGACCGACACUUUGUUUGUGACUUCUUAUUCGAGGAAACCAGCUGCCAGGAGGAUGUUUAUUCUGUUUCUGUUCAGCCGCUCAUCGAUGCCUUUUUCCAAGGGUUCAACGCCACGGUCUUUGCUUAUGGGCAGACAGGCUCUGGCAAAACUUAUACUAUUGGAGAAGCUAAUAUAUGCUCAUUCCGGGACGAGGAGCAGGGAAUCAUCCCGAGGGCUGUUGCAGAUGUCUUCAAGCUGCUGGAUGAAAACGACCUCUCAGACUUCUCCGUGCGAGUCUCCUACCUGGAGGUCUACAAAGAGGAGUUCAAGGACCUGCUGGAAGUAGAGACGGCGAGCAAGGACAUUCACAUCCGGGAGGACAAAGGCAACAUCGUUUUGUGUGGUGUGAAGGAGUGUGAAGUGGAGGGCCUGGAUGAGGUGCUGAGUUUACUGGAGUCUGGAAACACAGCCAGACACACCGGUUCCACCCAGAUGAAUCCCAACUCCAGCCGCUCUCACACCAUUUUCACCCUGUACAUGGAUCAGCGACGGGGAAGCUCUCGUGUCUGCGGCGCGGGCGCAAACUCUGGGCCACAGAUGCUUUCCUCCAAGUUCCACUUUGUUGACCUGGCAGGGUCUGAGCGCAUCUUAAGGACUGGGAACACUGGAGAGAGACUGAAGGAGAGCAUUCAGAUCAACAGCGGUCUGCUGGCUCUGGGAAAUGUCAUCGGGGCUCUGGGGGACCCCAAGAGGAAAGGCUCCCACAUACCCUACAGAGAUUCUAAAAUCACCAGGAUACUAAAAGACUCUUUGGGGGGAAAUUCAAAAACACUGAUGAUCGCCUGCAUCAGCCCGUCUUCUUCAGACUUUGAUGAGAGUCUGAAUACAUUAAACUAUGCCACAAGAGCGAGGAACAUCCAGAACAGAGCUACGGUCAACUGCAAGCGCGAGCCAGAUCGCGUUGAAGGACUGGAGCAGCAGAUCAAGGCUCUCCGCCGAGCCCUGGAAAACCGCCAGCGCUCCGAGACGCGCAUCAUCGCUCACGGCGACCCCAACAGGAGACCUCGACUCGGGGAAGGGGAGAUCAGCAGAUUGCAGGUCCAGAGCGCUCACUAUCGCACCUGCACAGACUCCGCUUACAGGUUGCUGCGGGAGCUGCAGAGUGAAGGAUCUCUGACAGCAGAGCAGAGCUUGAGAGUGAAGGAGUGGCUGUGCUCCGUGGAGGAGGAGCGCAGCGGGUUGACCACGGCAUCAGGACCCGACUCAGGGAUUGAGAACAGCUCACUGGAGGACAGCGUUGCGUUGAGGAGAGCUCGACCUUUUGUAAGGAGCCAGGACUCGGACGCGGUAGAAGAAAGGUGGAGCCAUGAACACGACAGAGAGAAGGAAGAGACUGUUGCACAGCUUCAAGCACAGAUCCAGCGGCUGGAGGGGGAGAACACAGACUUUUUAGCGGCGUUGGAGGACGCCAUGGAGCAGUACAAGCAGCAGAGUGAUAAGCUGCAGGAACAGCAGGACCUGAUCGCAGACCUUCAGUGUCAGAUCUCCGCUCCAGGAUUGAUGGGUUUGGGGAAUCUCAACUUGAGAUUGCGGCCGCACACGGCUCCGAUGGGCUCAAUGCAGCACGGCCAGAAUGAAGGGACAUUCAAGCAGGUCUGUCCGGCGGGUCUUCAGGGUAAUGGGCCCUGUGCUGAUCAGAAUGGGAGGUUUUAUGAGGAGCAGGAGACUCCGGCGGGGAUGGAGAUGCAUUACAAGGAAAAAGAGGAUAGUCAUCACAGCCUCAACCAGGAGAGAUGGAAGCAGACGAACCUGACCUGGAACAAGCGAGACCUGCAGUCAGGAGGACUAGCAGCUGGUGGCAGAGGGCCGGCACCUCAGCUGCCUGAGCCGGCGCAGCGACCCUGUUUAGCCAGAAAAGCAUCCAACUCCAGUACGGGGGAAAGCCUGAAAAGCUUUGAAGGCGUUUCCGAGUGGGGACUCCUUCAGGCACAGCAGAAAAUCAGGGAGCUGUCUGUCACCAUCCGCAUGAAAGAAGAACUCAUCAAAGAGUUGGUCAAGACAGGUAAAGAUGCUCAAGCUCUGAAUAAGCAGUACAGCCAUAAGAUCACCGCUCUGGAGAGCGAGGCGACGCAGGCUCGCCAGGAGCUGCAGGAGGCCCAGCGACAGCUGCAGGAUCUGGAGAGGCAAGAGAGAGAAAUCAGCGCAACAGACAAGACCAGAGCGCAGGAAUGUCGCAGGAAGAUCGCUGCUGCUCAGAGCAAAGUCCAGGUAUUAAGCCAGCGUCAGAGGGACACCGCUCGUCUGGCCAAUCUCCCCGUCCAGAGUGAACGCCGCGUGUUGGAGCUGGAGCGAAGUGUCCAGUCAAUGAGGCAGCAGCAGGAGCAGCUGCAGCGACGACUGCGUCAGGAAAGCCAGCAGAAGCGACGUCUGGAGACGGAGAUGCAGCGCAGAACACACAGAGUCAAGGAACUGGAGAUAAAAAACGAGCAGCAGCAGAAGAUUCUGAGGAUAAAAACCGAGGAGAUUGCAGCCUUUCAGAGGCAGAGGCGCAGCGGCAGCAACGGCUCGGUCAUCUCAUUAGAGGAGCAGCAGAAGAUCGAAGAACAGAAGCGCUGGCUGGAUGAGGAAAUGGAACGGGUGCUGGAACAGAGGAGAGGCCUGGAGGAUCUGGAGGGAGAGCUGACGAAACGCGAGGAAAUCCUGGCCAAGAAAGAAGCCUUGCUGCAGGAACGCAGUGGACUGGAGACCAAGAGACUCCGCUCCAGUCAGGCAUUAAGUAAAGAUCUGAUGACGUUAACGGGGCGCAUUGAGUCACUUGAGCAUGAGCUGAGUGAGAGGAACGGCCUCCUGCGCAGCAGCAGCGCCCAAGACUCCCAGCAGAUCCGCCAAGAGAUCUCCAACCUACGUCAGGAGAAAGAUUCGCUGCUGAAACAGCGAGUUGAGCUGGACGACAAGCUGCGGCAGGGAAACCUGCUCUCACCCGAGGAGGAGCGGACUCUUUUCCAACUGGACGAGGCGAUUGAAGCUCUGGACGCAGCCAUCGAGUACAAAAAUGAGGCCAUCACUCAGCGGCAGCGGCAGCUGAGGGCCUCUGCCAGCAUGCUGUCGCAGUGGGAGAUGAAUCUCAUGGCCAAGCUCAGUUACCUUUCUGCAUCCGAGACCAGAGCUCUGCUGUGCAAGUACUUCGAUAAGGUCGUGUCUCUCCGCGAGGAGGAGCGGAAGCUGCAGCUCGCCCUGGCGGAGCUGGAAAUGCAGCUGGAUGAGCAGCAGAGGCUGGUGCAGUGGCUGGAAAGUGCCCUCGAUCGCACGCAGCUGGACACAGACCGCCGGCUCACACAGCAGCAGAAGGAGCACGAGAGGAGCGUGCAGCUCCUCCUGCAGCAGUGCCGAGAACAAAUGGACGAGGGCCUGGCAGGGAGACAGCGACACUACGAGGGCUGGAUCCACAACCUCAGCAAAGAGCUCAACCACUACAAGGCGGCGAAUCUGGAGCUGACCAACAAACUGAGGGAGCUGUGCAGUUCAGCCAGUCAGUCCAAAGAGCAUCAUAAAGUUUUGUCGUCUGAAGGCAAAUCUGCAAACAUCGGCAGCCUGGAGAAGCUUCCUCGCUGCCCAGAGGACGGCCCGGGAGGCAGAGGAGCAGCGCCGCCGGACAAACCCCCCAAGUCCAGGGAGGAGAUGCGGGAGCUGGUGAACACCCCUCUCCCGUCCACAUGGAGGCGCUCCUCGCUCCCCACAGAAGAGCCCGCAGGCAUGGAGGAGCUGUGGCUUCAUGUAGCCGGGGAGAAUCCCGUCCACCGGGUAGUGCAGACUGGUGUGGGGUCCUGGGGCGGACCGCCGGCCCUGCCUGUGGUUAAAUCUCGCCGGGAGUCCCGGCGCUCCAGCCUCAACGUUGGACCUCUGGCUUCAAGCAACGCCCUGAUUGAUGUGCGGAAGAAUCCUGUCUGAAAAACAAACUGAGCGGCAGAGCAGCCUUCACAGGGACUUCUGCUUCACGCCUUCUGAAUAAUGUUGCAUCGAGUUUGAUUAUUUGUACCUAAUUUUGUUUUGUCAUCAUGUUUUUUGAAAACCCACUGAUUUUUUAAUUUUUUUUUUUUUUUUUUUUUUUUUAUAAAAAGCACUUUUGACAAAGGUAAAGUUUAUGUUCUCAUUUUAUACAGAUUGUGGACACAGUACAGAUCUACUGCAACAUUACAAAUGAGGUCCUCUAGAAAUCUAACCAUGUAGUCCUGACAUUUCACAGUAUUUUCCAUUAAAAAUGUUUUUUCACUGUCAAUGUUGUUUUUAUUUGUAAACAAAUUUAAUGAAGAUAAAUUAUAUGGCAUGUGUUUCGAUUAUUAAUUUGAUAAAAUUAUAGUUUGUGCGUUGUUUAUCAGUUACAUAGUUAAUGCAGUUUGAGUGUCACGAUGGUGCAGUGGUUUGCACUCUCAGGUCAGGCUUUAGUUCCCUUGUGCUUGCUACGGUUUCCUCUCGGUACUUAUCCUUUCCACUGUUCAAAAACAUUUAUGUAUACAUUGCUAUGCCUGUUACUUCAAAACUGAAGGACCUGGGCUGGAAUUGGGACCAAGGCCUUUCUGUAUGGAGAUCACACAGU
Molecule: messenger RNA, 4841 nt
Organism: Salarias fasciatus (jewelled blenny)
Lineage: Eukaryota; Metazoa; Chordata; Actinopteri; Blenniiformes; Blenniidae
Gene: kif7
Product: kinesin family member 7
Exons: 20
Coding region: 113-4195 (1360 amino acids)
Biological process (GO): spindle elongation; mitotic spindle organization; microtubule-based movement
Cellular component (GO): microtubule associated complex
Molecular function (GO): microtubule binding; ATP binding; microtubule motor activity
Source: RefSeq, a predicted model, not a curated record